Molecule: messenger RNA, 1650 nt
Organism: Phytophthora infestans T30-4
Lineage: Eukaryota; Oomycota; Peronosporomycetes; Peronosporales; Peronosporaceae
Exons: 1
Coding region: 155-1426 (423 amino acids)
Biological process (GO): ceramide biosynthetic process
Cellular component (GO): endoplasmic reticulum membrane; Golgi membrane
Molecular function (GO): ceramide cholinephosphotransferase activity; sphingomyelin synthase activity
Source: RefSeq, a predicted model, not a curated record
AAAGGCCGGGACGGUUAUUUCCGUAGGCAGCCAUUUUUCCAGCAUUUGAACUGCCGAGCGUCAGCGGUGUAAUUCUCCGCGCUUUGUUGUCCCUGACGACCGUCAACCCGUCUCGAUAACCACUUGCAACGCCUGGGUAGACAGAAAGAGCGCGAUGACGUCGUACCUGCCCUUCGCGCAGUCGAAUCUGUUCCGUACCAAGCGGAAAAUGUCGGGCCCCGUAGGCACUUGGGGCUCAUUGGACGAGAAGAACAUGGUAUCAAGGGCCGAUAUUAAUAGUACGCCGGUGUCUGUCGGAGGAGGAGGUCGAAGCCCUAGACACUGGUGUGACUCGGUUGACUACCGUGAGGUGGCGAGCUUCGUGCUGUUCGCACUUUACAUGGUGGCCGACGUGGGUCUCGGCGUCAUGGUUUGGGUCACUUUUUUCAAGUUCAUCAUCGAGCCCGACCAGCACCGCUCCCGCGCUACAUGGGGAGGCAUCUGGCUGCUUUUUGCCGGUACUUUCAUCUACGUGCGGCGCCUCGUGCGCUCACGCGUCGACAUCCACCUACGCGGCAUGAUGGACCACGCUGAGAUCUUCGUAGCCAUGUCUCUCGUCAUGGUCUUCUCCGUCAACAUUGCUUUCUACCUGCACGUGCCCGCCACGAUGCCGCUCAAGGACCUGGGGUUUAUGCUGAUACCAGAGCAAGGUCUCCACUCCAAGUGGCGGCCUGUGAGUGACAUCCUGACCGCCGGUGUGCCUGUCAUGUUCCUCUUGCAGACAAUUUUCAUGACACGCCCCAACCGCUGCCGCAUCGUGUCGUCUUUUUUCCGCAUUGCCACUAUCUGCUAUUUCCUCCGCAUGUUGACGGUAUCCAUGACGUCGCUGCCUGGCCCUGCACCUCACUGCCGCGCCGGCAGCUCCGACUACUUCCCUCCUACCACGUGGAUCGAUAUUGUCACUCGCGUCGGACCCAUUUACGGCAACUACAACUCUUGUGGUGACCUUAUCUUUUCGGGGCACAUGGCCUAUACAAUCUCGGCCGUACUGCUGUAUCUACGGACUCUGGAUCGCAAUUUCGCUGGCCGCACCGCCUCGAAGAUCCGCUGGGCGUGUGGCAUGGCGUACCUUACGAUCUUGGCGGCGCUGUGCAUCGCUGGCCGCAAGCACUACACGGUGGACGUUGUGCUGGGAUUGAUCAUUUCGACUCUAGUGUUUUUCCACUUCGAACACAGUUGGACACCGCUGUGCUUCCAGGUGCCGGAUGGGCUUUUACCAGUGGGCGAGCUGCAACGGAUCUAUGGCUCACAGUUCCGGAAGCGUUUCAGUAUGGACGUGCCUGACGAGGCGCUGAACGAACUGGACGACACCGAGGUAGAUGAGGAGGCCCGCCGACUGCUCAAGACUAACGCGUCGACGUACAACCAAGUGCAGCUCAUCUGCUAGCGACUACCUCGAAGUAUCUUUCGUGUUGCUUGACACAAAAUACGUUUCCAUUUUUUUUCGACCAAUGAUAAACACGGAGUGACGUGGCGCGUAAAGUUGACGCAAACAGCAACGUGGAGGUCAACUUGUUCACGAACCUGAAGCUGAUGACCAAUGGUCAAUCUUUGAUCAGUAUAGGUGCUGUUUAAACAACUUUGAUAUUACAGAAGUGUAUUUUCUGUGGU